AUGGCUUCUCCAGCCCACUGUUUCUAUUGCUUUGAAAUCCUACAUGCUUCAUUUAAAGGCACCGAGGCCCCGGACCUUUCGUCGAUAGAAUGUUUGUGGGAAGAGCACGAAGCGUUCAAACAGCUCUCUCUGAAAUCCACCUUGGAAAAUGCCAGCGGCGAAAUAGACGAAGAUGAGGAGUGGGAGGGGUUUUCGGACCAACCCACAGGGCAAACCAGAGAUGAAGUACCUGCAGUCAGCAGCGACUCAGGCACGCAGGAUGACGAGGCUGAGGAUUCACGAAGCGGUCAGACAAGUACGGUUCGACCUACUCCGUUAAAGCUACCAAGCAUUUCUCGCCUCCAGGGCCGGCAGUCGCCUGGAUCCUCCAAUUUAUCUACGCCCUCAAGCUUAUCCACCACCUCUUCUCACUCAGCCCUUACACCUGCUACGUCUAUCUCUUCCCAAACUACAGAGUUUGCUCCCCAGGCUUCCCAGAACAAGAGCUUUAGCGCUAUAACCCAAAGAACUGCUAACACUAACUACCCCUUAUUUGUUACUUGGAACGUCAUCGGCAGGGCCGGUCACAAAGAGCUUCGCGGAUGCAUAGGCACUUUUGAACCUCAAGAUCUUCCGUCCGGGUUAAAGUCGUAUGCCCUUUCAUCCGCGUUUGAAGACACCCGUUUCUCGCCGAUAUCGUUUUCCCUCCUACCCUCCCUUUCUUGCUCCCUAACUCUCCUCUCAUCUUUCGAGACUUGUUCCCAUGCGAUGGACUGGGUUUUAGGCACCCACGGGAUUCGCAUUUCUUUUACCCAUCGCGGAAGACGGCAUGGCGCUACUUACCUCCCCGACGUCCCGGUUGAACAAGGUUGGACGAAAGAGGAAACUAUAGAGAGCCUUAUGCGAAAGGCAGGUUGGGAUAGUGUCCCUUUUCACGGCAGUGUUGCCCGUCGAUUCAUGAGAAACAGUAGCGAACAUGAUACCAGGGCCUCAAAGCCAGCGCUACGUAUGCACAAUGGCAGGAGUGGAGAGCAUGGGUCGUAUCGUCUCGGAAAAGCCAAGAGGUGCUAUGACCAGGCUUUUGAAGGCAGGAGGUUGCACUCCCUGCGAAUGUUCUUCCGUUGA
Messenger RNA from Uncinocarpus reesii 1704, 1104 nucleotides. RefSeq lists its product as uncharacterized. The coding region runs from base 1 to 1104 and encodes 367 amino acids. Lineage: Eukaryota; Fungi; Ascomycota; Eurotiomycetes; Onygenales; Onygenaceae. The record is from RefSeq and is a predicted model, not a curated record. The transcript is spliced from 3 exons.